AUGUUGUCCCAGGUGCGGUGCUACCGGCGCGGCUUGGCUCUCCCCAGGCUAACGAGGCCUGUCUCCGGCCCGGCACUUGCUCGGUCACAUCCUCGACACUUUCGAUCGACCGUGGCUGCAUCUUCCGUGCUGUCAAGGGCACAAGAUGGCCAAGCGACCCCUCGGGGAGCCGCCUCGCACAGCGUUAGCCGUGAACCCAGACGGGGGUUGGCCACUGCCAUCGAUGGCUACCCACUACCCGGAGCCGACCCGGGCAAGCCCAUGCCUUCGGCGUCCUUCUCUGGCCCCGGCUCUACCACGGCCUCGGCCCCUCGCUCCUACGAUCUACGGCCCUUUGAUGUAUCCUCGGUCCUCAUCUUACGCGACCAGCACAAAAACCCCAAAGUUGCCAGGAGGCGCAGCGUGAGGAACGUUAGCGGCGAUGUCGAGGAGCUUCUGUCCAUGUUCGACGCCUGCCUGCGGAUCGGCAAGCUGGAGCGUGCCAGCAUCAUGCUUGCCCGCAUCACUUCAGACUUCCCCAUAAUCGCGAGGUCCGACAUCAUGGACCUGCACAACGACUACCUACACCGCGCCAUCGAGCUUCUGAUGGAGAGCCCUAGCAUGACCAAGGCUGACGCCAUACACGACUGGUACGAGCUCAACUUGCGGGCAGUCGAGCCCGCGCUUAAGCAGACCCCCGAGACCAUUGCGUACAUGCUCAAGGCAUGCCUCAUAUCGUCCCCAACCAGGGACGGAAGAUUAAACAGGCUAGUUUCGCGAUACAUGGCCAUGGCACCCGGCACCGUUGGCCUCGAGGUUUUAUACAUGACCGAUAUCCUGACGGACACGGAUCGUGCGAGGAUCACCGAGAUUUGCCCGACAUACAACCUUGCAAUAGCAGAAAGCGCCAAACCGGUAGAGGAAAGAGAGGCAGCCUCGGCCGAGGAUUCAGCGGCAUCUGUGGAAGCCCCCGUAUCAUCCAUGACUUCUCCAGGACCCUCGAGCUAUCCCGAGGUCUUGAGCACCCCACAAAAGGGCAGCGGUCUCAAAACCCUGAAACAAACACUUAGCCUUUUUCGCGAGAUCCCAGCCGGCAUCGACAUCGACACACUCACCCAGCCCCAGCGCCGAGAGAUCCAGGCCCGUCUGGAAAGGGAUGCUGUGGACGCUGCCAUUGAGCGCUGGCGUGACGAUAACCAAGCGUUGCAGAAAAUGGGCUUGAGCACAUCCAUCUCAAGCGCCUCUCUGAACUCGCGCCUGUACGACUGGCAGCGCGCGCUCGAGGCCCGCCUCAAGCUCGAGUUCACCGAGUUCGACGCGCUGGACAAGGCUGGCUUGGGCGAAAAGGUGCGCGGCGAGAAUGCGGAGCGUGCCGUCUAUGGCCCGUUCCUGCAGCUCUCCACACCGUCUCGUCUUGCGGCCCUGACCAUCCUCGCCGUACUGUCCGGCGUCUCGGGCAACGGUGUCGACGUUGGCGUCCCGCUGUACAGCCUGGUCAAGACCCUGGGCUCAGCGGCCGAGGAGGACGUCAGGACCCAGCGUCGCGACGAGGCUGAGGCCAAGAAACGGAAGGCAUUCACAAAGGCCGCCAAACUCAAAGCGUCGCAAUCAAAAGCCGAGCCCAAAGAAGAGUUGCAGGGAGAGCCACAGCAAGAGUUGCAGCCCCAGCAGCAGCAGCAGCCCCAGCAGCGGGGGCGGGAGCAGCCAGAACCAGAGUACAUGGCUCGUCCGGACAUCUCGCCAGAGUUGCAGGACGGAGACUGGAAUGAGUCCGUAGGGGAGCCCACGGCGCGGGUCGAAGCUCUUUACUCUCAAGACCCUUCCGCGGAGCGUUGGCCUGUUGGGAUCAAGUACCAGGUGGGGGCUGCGCUGCUCCAGGCCAUCAUCCAGACAGCGACCAUCACAGUGGUCAAGGAGCAUCCGGAGACGGGCUCGCUUGUCUCCGAGUCUCAGCCCGCCUUUGUUCAUAAUCAGCAGUACAAGAGGGGAAAAAAGGUCGGAGUGCUUGUCGUCAACAAGACCCUCGUGGAGAUGCUGAAGAGGGAGCCCCGGGCUGACUUCCUUGCACGCCAUCUCCCCAUGGUGUGUGAGCCCGAGCCCUGGACCCGGUUCGACAGGGGGGGCUUUAUCGAGAGCCCGGCUCAAAUGGUCCGGGUCAAGCCGGGCGAAAGGGAUCAAAAGAUUUACGCCGAGGCCGCCAUUGAAAACGGCCACAUGGAGCAGAUCAUGAAGGGGCUUGACUCUCUCGGUAAGACGGCCUGGAAGAUCAACAAAAACGUGUUCGGGGUGAUGCUGGACGUGUGGAACUCGGGCGAGGCCCUGGCCAACAUCCCUCCUCUCGAUCCCAAGAUCCCGGUGCCUGAGGAGCCCGUUGCGACCGAAGACCCCGUUGCGCGGCGGAAGUGGCUCAACGCGGUCAAGAUGGCCGAAAACCUCAAGUCCUCGCUACACGGCGUGCGUUGCUUCAUGAACUUUCAGCUCGAGAUUGCCAGAGCCGUCAGAGACCAGACCAUUUAUUUCCCGCACAACGUCGACUUUCGGGGCAGAGCCUACCCCCUGCCGACCUACUUCAACCACAUGGGAGCCGACCAUGUGCGCGGCCUUAUGCUCUUCGCCAAGGGCAAGGAGCUUGGAGAGGAAGGCUUCAGGUGGCUCAAGGUCCACCUCGCCAACGUGUUCGGUUUCGACAAGGCGAGCUUACGGGAGCGGGAAAAGUUCGCCAUGGAGAACCUCGAAAACAUUAUGGACUCGGCAACCAACCCGCUGACGGGCCGGCGGUGGUGGCUGAAGGGCGAAGACCCCUGGCAGUGCCUAGCCACCUGUUACGAGCUCAAGGCCGCGUUCGAGUCUCCCGACGCGACCAAGUUUAUCUCGCAUCUACCGGUCCACCAGGAUGGCACGUGCAACGGGCUCCAGCACUACGCGGCUCUUGGCGGUGACGAGUGGGGCGCGCGCCAGGUCAACCUGGAGCCGGGAGAGCGGCCGGCAGACGUCUAUUCGGCUGUGGCAGACUUGGUCAGCGAGGACUUGGCAAGGGACGCCGAGGCGGGCAACUUCAUGGCAAAGGCGCUCAAUGGAAAAAUCAAGCGCAAGGUGGUCAAGCAGACCGUCAUGACAAACGUCUACGGCGUCACCUUCGCUGGAGCCAAGAAGCAGGUCCAGAAGCAGCUCGACGCCCUCUACCCCGACCUCGCCGAGCAGGCGGGCGUGGAACCGGUUGUCCUGUCGUCUUACAUCGCCAUGAAGAUCUUUUCCGCACUCUCGCAGAUGUUCAGCGGCGCACACGAGAUCCAGACAUGGCUCGGCGAGAUCGGCGGCCGUGUGUGCCGCGCCAUAACCCCGGAGCAGUUGAAGCAGCUGGCGGCUCAGUUUCCCGAGGAGCAGCUUAUGACAGGUGACGGCAGGUCCAAGACAAAGGCGGCAAAGGGGGUCAAAACGGCAAAAGGAGAUAAAGCAGCCAAGGGAGAUGCAACGGCCAAGGGAAAGAAGAAGAAGGCGCCUACCACGGAUGAUCUUCUCAGCCACUUCCGCUCGACCAUCGUCUGGACCACGCCGCUGCGCAUGCCCGUAGUGCAGCCGUACAGGCACACGGGCGUGCGUUUGAUCAGCACGUGCCUGCAGACGUUGGCGCUCAAGACGCCCGAGGCCUCGGACCCGGUAAACCGUCGGAAGCAGCUCCAGGCCUUCCCGCCCAACUUCAUCCACUCGCUCGACGCCAGCCACAUGAUGCUGUCGGCUCUCGAGUGUGGCGAGAUGGGCUUGACGUUUGCCGCCGUGCACGACUCGUUCUGGACGCACGCCACCGACGUCGGGCGCAUGAGCCGCGUCCUGCGCGACGCCUUUGUCCGCAUCCACACGGAGGACGUCAUUGCCCGCCUGGCUGCCGAGUUCGAGACCCGCUAUGCCGGGUCCGUCUACAUGGCCAAGAUCAAGUUCGGAUCCCCGGGGACUCCCCAGAUUUGGUCGUGGCGGAAAAAGACGGGCUUUAGCCUCGUGGAGGAGCUCAUGCUUGAAAAGAAGCGACAAGAGCUUCUGAGAUCAGAAGAUCCGGCCGAGGUGGCCAAGGGCUUGGCCAUGGAGACGCCGAGCUCCAUCUUGGAGGCGGAGACGGCCGUCGAAGAGGUGACGGAGAAGGAGGAUGUCGAGCAGUUCUCGCUAGGCAAGGUCCCCGAGGCCGAGCAUGCCCAGAUGGAGAAGGACAUGCUCAAGGCUCAGAAGGACUCCGAGAAGGCCUCUGUUGCCGACCCCGAGAGCGAUGUCGGCGACUCUACCGAAGAGGGGCCCACCGAGGGGACCCACGUCGAGGCCGGCGGCGACACGGUGGAAGAUGGGAUGGGGCGCAUACAGGCGCUCCUGGGAACCAGUGGAUUUGACGUUGCAAUGCACCCUCAGAACUUCCCCGAGAAGAAGAGGUCUGACAGUGCGAAAGAGACCAUCCUCUGGAUGCCCCUGACAUUCCCCCCGCUCCCCAAGAAGGGAAACUUUGACGUCAACCGACUCAAGGGCAGUGACUACUUUUUCUCUUGA
Molecule: messenger RNA, 4506 nt
Organism: Gaeumannomyces tritici R3-111a-1
Lineage: Eukaryota; Fungi; Ascomycota; Sordariomycetes; Magnaporthales; Magnaporthaceae
Exons: 2
Coding region: 1-4506 (1501 amino acids)
Biological process (GO): mitochondrial transcription
Cellular component (GO): mitochondrial DNA-directed RNA polymerase complex
Molecular function (GO): mitochondrial promoter sequence-specific DNA binding; DNA-directed RNA polymerase activity
Source: RefSeq, a predicted model, not a curated record